Messenger RNA from Naumovozyma castellii, 2037 nucleotides. Its product is annotated as Yap1801p. Lineage: Eukaryota; Fungi; Ascomycota; Saccharomycetes; Saccharomycetales; Saccharomycetaceae. The transcript has a single exon. The record is from RefSeq and is a predicted model, not a curated record. Bases 1 to 2037 code for a protein of 678 amino acids.
AUGACGACGUAUUUUAAACUAGUUAAGGGUGCAACCAAGAUAAAAUUAGCACCACCAAAGCAAAAAUAUAUUGAUCCCAUCCUAUUAGGUACAGCAAAUCCCAGUGAAUUUAAUGAGAUUGUCAGAGCUUUGGGGACAAGAAUAUCCGAUACUGCAUGGACCAUCGUUUAUAAGUCAGUCAUUGUCGUGCAUUUGUUAAUUAGAGAAGGUGAUAGGAAUGUGGCAUUGGAUUAUUUCGCUGAUGACUUGGAAUUCUUUAAUUUGACUAGAAAAAACAUCAAUUCAGGAAAUGCAUCUUCAAAUGAGGUUAGAGCUUUAGAAAGGUAUAAUAACUAUUUGAAAGUUAGAUGCCAAGAAUAUGGUAAGAUUCGAAAGGAUUAUGUGCAAGAAGGUUAUUCUUCUCUAAAAUUGAAUAAUGCCAGAGAUACUAGAGCCAUAAAUAGAGCUAUGGAUCAUGUAGAUUCUUUGGAAACUCAAAUUGCAGCUUUGUUGAAGAAUAAAUAUACUCAAUUCGAUCUUAACAAUGAAUUAAUACUUUAUGGUUUCAAACUUUUAGUCCAGGAUUUAUUAGCCUUAUACAACGCAUUAAAUGAGGGUGUUAUCACAUUAUUGGAAACAUUCUUUGAGUUAUCUCAUUCUAAUGCAAGCAGAACCCUAGAUCUUUAUAAGAGAUUUGUCGAUCUGACUGAACAUGUUGUGAAAUAUUUAAAAGCUGGGAAAUCAGUAGGUAUGAAGAUUCCGGUUAUCAAACAUAUAACUACUAAACUUAUUAGAUCUUUGGAGGAACAUUUAUUGGAAGAUGAAAGAACUCAUAAUACUUUUAGCCAAAGUAGUAGCGUACUCGAUGGAAAAAGUAAUACCAAAGCUAGCACCAAUCUAUCAGUUAAUACAGGAAAUUCUGCAGCUCAGACAAGAUUAGAACAAAUUAGGGAACAAAAGAGAAUCUUACAACAACAAUUACAAACUGAACAGGUUGUCGUUUCACCAACUUCUCCUCAAGAUGCUGUAUACAACCCAUUCACAACAAAUAUCAUCGAUUCCAUUACAAUGAACCAAACGCAAGUAGGGGCACAGAAUGUCACACAACCACAACAAAUGGUUGUCCAAGCUACUAGUAACCCAUUUAUUAAUGCUAAUGCACAAUCUGUACCAAAUCAAGCAUAUGGAACAACUAUGGCACCACCACCUAUGCAGCAGAAUCCACAAAUACAGCAACAGCAACCAAUUACCCCAGCUUCAAUGGCUUGGGAUUCGCAAUUCCAACCACCUCAACCUCAACCUCAAAAUUUGGGCCACUUUCCAACUGGGACUUCAAAUUUGCAACAAUUUGCAACUACACCUGCUUUCCCCAGUAACCAAACAGGUCAACCACCACAACAACAACAACCAUCAUAUGGUACCAACUAUACGGGUAAUAAUAAUGCACAUCCAUUAAUGAAUAAUACUAAUGAAAAUGUUGCCCCACAACCAACGGGUUCAAAUAAUCCAUUUUCUUUAAAUAAUAUUACAAAGGAAUCACAACAACGUGAACAAAUAAACCCAUUUUCCGUUUCAAAUUUUGCAUCAACAGAAAAGGAAAUGGUUCACCCACAAAUGCCACAAGUUCAACAACAACAACAACAACAACAACAACAACAACAACAACAUACUGCACAAUCAUUCAAUCCAUUCCAAUUACCACAACAAGCACAGCAACCAUCGCAAGGGAAUACUUUCUCAAAUAAUCCUAUGCAACAGUAUCAAGCUCAACAACCCAUACAGCAACAUGUGCAAACACCACAAUUGCAACAUUUUGAAACGGCACCCUUACAAAACCAACAGCAAAGUGGGUACAUGAAUUCAAAUUCCAAUAGCAUUCCACCAACCAUACCCUCAAACAACAUGAUGCAACCACAGCAAUUACAACCAAUACAGCAACCACAAAAUCAACCAUAUAACCCCUUCCCACAGCAACCACAACCACAACAGGUACAACAAUUACAAGGCCAGUAUCAAUAUAAUAUUAACAACCAGGGUCCAAAUUUGAUUGAUAUUUAA